CAGCAACUUGUGAGAGCAGAAUUUCAGAGAUGGAUAAUCAGAUAACAGAAGGGGAUCGAACUAUGAAAGAGCUUGCAGCACCAGAUGUGGCUUAUAAGUACUCAUGCAUCACUUAUCCAGAUUUGGCAGGAGAUUUUGAACUCAGAUCAGGACUUAUUCAUCUGCUUCCCAAAUUUCAAGGAUUAUCAGGAGAGGAUCCCAACCGCCAUCUACAUGAGUUCCAUGUGGUUUGUUCUACCAUGAAACCACAGGGGAUUUCAGAAGAAGACAUUAAGUUGAGGGCCUUUCCAUUCUCUUUGACAGGAGCAGCAAAGGACUGGUUAUAUUGCCUUCCAGCUGGAUACAUUACUAGUUGGAUUGAUAUGAAGAAAGCAUUUUUGGAGAAAUUUUUCCCAGCUUCUAGGACUGCAACUAUCAGGAAGAGCAUUUGUGGUAUUCAACAAGUAGUGGGAGAAACUCUUUAUGAUUAUUGGGAGAGAUUCAAGAAGCUGUGUUCGAGUUGUCCACAACAUCAGAUUAGUGAUCAGCUUCUUGUUCAAUAUUUCUAUGAGGGCCUACUUCCUAUGGAUAGGAGCAUGAUAGAUGCAGCAGCUGGAGGAGCCUUGGUGAAUAAGACUCCAAAUCAAGCAAGAGAGCUAAUUUCAAAUAUGGCAGAAAAUUCACAGCAAUUUGGGAGUAGAGCUCUUGGGACUAGAGUGGUUAAUGAAACUCAUUUGGUUUCGAAUGAGCAACAAGAAAUCAGAAACAAUUUGCAAGAAUUGACCUCUCUAGUGAAGCAAAUGGCGUUGCAAAAUUCAAGUCAGGUUUCAAAUUUUCCUUUACCAAUGAUGAAGUUGUGUGGAAUUUGUUCAAGCCAAGAUCAUUAUUCGGAUCAUUGUCCUAAUCUACAUCAAGAUGAAUCCGUUGCAGCCAUUUCAAGACCUCAAUUUCAGCAACAUAAAUAUGAUCCCAAUUCUUCAACAUAUAAUCCGGGAUGGAGGGAUCAUCCUAAUUUGAGGUAUGGGAACACAUUUUAUCAGCAGCCAACACAAAAUCAGAUUGGUCAGCCAUCAUUUCAACAUCAGCAGAAUCAACAUUAUUUCCAGAACCAUCCAGCAGUUCAUUCUCAGCAAAAUCAGCACUUCCAGCAACCACAAUUUCAGCAAAACUUCAACCAAAAUCAGCAAUUUCAACCAUUUCAGAAUUUUCAGCAUUCGAAUGUUGCAUUUCAACCACAACUUCAGAAUGCACAGAACCAGCAAAACCAUUAUCAGCAAAUUCAGCAACCUGUGCAGAAUUUCCAGCAGCCAAGCAGUUCGAAUCAGCAUCAAUUUCAGCUUGCACUUCCAUCUUCUACAAGUCCUAGAUCAAUGCAACCUCAGCAGAAUUCUAGUAGCUCAAAAAUUGAGGAUUUGAUGCAGCAAGUGCUUCAACAACAACAACAAAUGAUGCAACAGCAGCAACACCAGCAAAGAACUGAUACAACGCUGCAAAACAUUGAAAGACAAAUUGGGCAACUUGCUAGCAACAUCAAUCAAAUGCAGAACCAAGGAUCUGGGCAGUUACCUUCACAACCGACUCCAAAUCCUAAGGGAAAUGUGAGUGCAUUAACUCUUCGAAGUGGUAAAACAAUUUCAGAGCCAAAUCAGAAGUUAUCAGCUGGAACACAGCAGUGUUUUUCCAGACCAUUUGCAGAUUCAAACCUACAGAAUUCUCAGAUUUAUCCAGCAAAUUCAGAGUCAACAGAAUCUGAACAGAAUGACAUUUCUGGUACUGAUCAGCUACAUUCUACACAACCUGCAACUUCAGAAUCUACUCAAUUUAGUGGAGCAGAUUUUAGUUUGGAUUUUACCCCAACAGCAGCUUCAAAUUCAGCUCCAAAUUCAGCACAGAAUCUGGAAAAUUCUGCACAGAAUCUGGACAGAACUUCUAACCAGCAAGAAGCCGAGCAUUCUACUCCAUUACCUUUCCCUCAAAGAAGUGUACAACCAAGAAAAGAAAUGGAGGAAGAAAAGGCUAGGGAAUAUCAAGAAUUGGUGAAAUUGUUCAGCAAAGUUGAAGUGAAUGUGCCUUUGCUUACCAUGAUUAAGCAAAUUCCAAAAUAUGCCAAAUUCCUCAAGGAUCUUUGUGUGCACAAAAAGAAAUUAAAGGGGAAUGAAUUGAUCAGUAUGGGAAAGAAUGUUUCAGCAUUACUUCAGCCAGUUCCUCAGAAGUGUGAAGAUCCAGGAGUUUUCACCGUGCCUUGUGUUAUAGGAGAUUGUAUUUUUGAGGAUGCAAUGUUAGAUCUUGGAGCUUCUAUUAAUGUGAUGCCUAAAUCAGUUUUUCAGUCAUUAAGAAUUGGACCUUUGCAGCCUACAGGUGUAGUGAUUCAGUUGGCCAACCGUAGUCAAGCACACCCAGCAGGAGUGAUUGAGGAUGUAUUGGUAAAAGUGAGGGAGUUAAUUUUUCCUGCAGAUUUUUACAUCUUAGAUAUGGAGGGAGAUGUGCUUGCGAACAGGGCCCCGCUUAUUCUUGGACGUCCAUUCUUGAAGACUGCUAGAACGAAGAUUGAUGUGCAUGCUGGAACUCUUUCUAUGGAGAUAGGAGACACAGUGGUUAGAUUCAGCAUUUUUGAGGCUAUGAAGCAUCCUACAGAGGAUCAUUCUAUACUUAGCGUGGAUAUCUCAGAGGAGCUGGAUGGCAUGGAGUUCUUGUCAGAUGUUGAUUCAGACUUAGAGAUUUCUAAUUUUGGUACAGUGAAUGAAUUUGUUGCAUUAUUGGAAGAUGUUUUAGAUGAGGAAUCUGAUGUCAAUUCAAGUGAAUGCGUAGGGGAUUGCUUGGGAGAAGCAUUACCCCUAGGAUCGCUCAGAGAGGAAGAGGUAUGUGUAGGGGAUUGCUCAGCAGCAUUACCCCUAGGAUCACCUAUUAUGGAGCAGACACAAGAGGAGUUGAAACCAUUGCCCCAACAUCUGAAAUAUGCAUAUUUGGGAGAAAAUCAGCAGCUACCUGUCAUCAUAGCUCAGAAUUUGGAACCGGAUCAGGAGGAACGAUUGUUAGAGAUUCUGAGACAGCAUAAAAAGGCCAUUGGAUGGACUUUGGCAGAUAUUCCUGGGAUCAGUCCUUCCAUUUGUAUGCAUAAGAUUCACUUAGAGGAGGAUGUGAGGCCAGUGAGACAGCCACAGAGACGACUAAACCCAUUGAUUUUGGAUGUUGUAAAGAAGGAGGUGACUAGACUCUUACAGGCAGGCAUUAUUUAUCCGAUUUCUGACAGCAAAUGGGUUAGUCCCAUUCACGUGGUUCCGAAGAAGUCAGGGGUGACAGUGGUAGCUAAUGAAGAGAACGAACUGGUGCCCACGAGAGUGAAGAAUUCUUGGAGAGUAUGCGUGGACUAUAGGAAGCUGAACCAAGCAAGCCGAAAGGAUCAUUAUCCACUUCCUUUUAUUGAUCAGAUGUUGGAGAGGCUGGCAGGUAAAUCCCAUUAUUGUUUUCUUGACGGUUAUACUGGUUAUUUUCAGAUUUGCAUCGACCCAGAGGACCAGGAGAAGACUACCUUCACCUGCCCUUUUGGGACAUUCGCAUAUCGUAGGAUGCCAUUUGGAUUGUGCAACGCUCCAGGUACUUUUCAGCGAUGCAUGGUGAGUAUUUUUGGCGAUUUAUUAGAGCAUUGCAUGGAAGUAUUCAUGGAUGAUUUUUCUGUUUAUGGCUCGUCUUUUGAUGCAUGUUUGGAAAACUUGUCUCGAGUUUUGAGUAGAUGUAUCGACACGGAUUUGGUUUUGAAUUUUGAAAAGUGUCACUUUAUGGUAGAGCAUGGCAUUGUUUUAGGUCAUAUAGUCUCUAGGAAAGGCAUUGAAGUAGAUCCUGCUAAAGUUAGCGCUAUAUCUUCUUUAUCUUACCCCGCAUGCGUGCGGGAAGUGCGAGCUUUUCUUGGUCAUGCAGGAUUCUACAGGAGAUUUAUUAGAGACUUCAGUAAGAUUGCUCUACCAUUAUCUCAGCUACUUCAGAAGGAUGUUUUGUUUGAUUUCGAUCAGAGGUGCAGAGAAGCUUUUGACAGAUUGAAGGAGGCUCUUACCUCAGCACCUAUUAUCAGACCCCCAGACUGGUCUUUACCUUUCGAGUUGAUGUGUGAUGCUUCAGAUUAUGCAGUGGGAGCUGUACUAGCACAGAGAGUGGAUGGAGCACCACAUGUUAUUUGCUAUGCUUCCAAGACUUUGGACUCAGCUCAAGCAAACUACACAACAACAGAAAAAGAGCUUCUUUCUAUUGUUUUUGCUUUAGAUAAGUUCAGAUCAUAUCUUCUUUGUUCUCAUGUGAUUAUUUUUUCUGAUCAUGCAGCUUUGAAGUAUCUCCUCAAGAAGCCUGAUGCAAAGCCUAGAUUAAUCAGAUGGAUGCUUCUGCUUCAAGAAUUCGACGUAGAGAUACGUGAUAGGAGCGGGAAGGAGAACUUGGUUGCAGAUCACUUGAGCAGGAUUGAGGGAGACUUGGAUCGCACGGCCAUUGAUGAUGAUUUCAGAGAUGAGCAGCUUCUACAGCUGCAGGGUGAGUCUCCAUGGUAUGCAGAUCUAGUGAAUUUCUUAGUUGCACAUGUUUAUCCCAAACAAUUUUCAAAAGCUCAAAAAGAUAAAUUAAAAAGUGAUUCAAAAUUCUAUGUUUGGGACGAUCCUUACUUGUGGAAGUUUUGUAGUGAUCAGAUCAUUAGGAGAUGCAUACCUGAUUCUGAGUUUCAGUCUGUACUUACUUUUUGUCAUUCUUUUGAGUGUGGAGGACAUUUUGGACCACAAAGAACUGCUAGGAAAAUAUUAGAAUGUGGUUUGUAUUGGCCUACCCUUUUUCGUGAUGCCUAUGCUUUUUAUCGAUCAUGUGAUAGGUGUCAACGAACUGGGAACAUAGGACUUAGAAAUGAAAUGCCUCAACAAUUUAUAUUAUUUUGUGAGAUUUUUGAUGUUUGGGGUAUUGACUUUAUGGGUCCAUUCCCUACCUCUUUUGGAUUUGCAUAUAUUUUAUUGGCAGUUGAUUAUGUUUCCAAAUGGGUGGAAGCCAUUCCCACUCGGACUGAUGACUCUUCUGUUGUUGUUAGUUUUGUCAGGUCUCACAUAUUUUGCAGGUUUGGAGUACCCAGGGCGAUCAUUAGUGAUCAAGGGUCUCAUUUUUGUAACAGACACAUGAAGGCUUUGCUACAUAAGUACGGGGUUACACAUAAAGUUUCUACAUCCUAUCAUCCUCAAACAAAUGGGCAAGCAGAAGUGUCUAACAGGGAGGUGAAAUCAAUUCUUGAAAAGACUGUGAGACCGGAUAGAAAGGAUUGGAGCAAAAGACUUGAAGAUGCACUAUGGGCUUAUAGGACCGCUUUCAAAACCCCUAUUGGAAUGUCCCCUUACAGGAUUGUAUAUGGAAAAGCAUGUCAUUUGCCUGUGGAGGUUGAACAUAGAGCGUAUUGGGCGGUAAAAGCAUGCAAUCUUGAUAGUGACACGGUUGGAGAAGAAAGGAAGUUGCAACUUCAAGAACUUGAAGAGAUUAGAUUGGAAGCCUUUGAGAACUCACGGAUUUACAAAGAAAAGGCCAAGAGAUUUCAUGACAAACAAAUUGAAGUGAAAGAGUUUCAAAUUGGUGACAAAGUACUUCUAUAUCGAUCUCGUCUCAAAUUGAUUAAAGGUAAGUUGAGAUCUAGAUGGGAAGGACCUUAUUGUGUUACUAAUGUUUUCUUUUAUGGAGUGGUUGAGAUCCAGGAUUUGUCUACUGGUCGGGUUUUUAAAGUUAAUGGACAAAGGCUUAAAAAGUUUCAUGAAGAAGUGAAGGGCUUGGUGGUGGAGGAAAUGGAACAUGUUGAUGCUAUCUACCCGAGUUAGAGGGGAGUUUCACUUUAUCUUUUGUUUCUUUGCAAAUUAAUAAAUUUUAGGUGUAGGUAGUUUUCUUAUUUGUUUAGGUAAAAUUUCGGUUCCAUUUAGAAUUUUCUUGCAUAAAUAAAUUUUGAGUUACAUUAGUAAUUUUUAUUUUUGCAUAGUUAUAGUUUUGGAAUUUAGGUUUUAUGAUAGUUACCAUUUCUUUGAGUUUGUUAGUUUUUGUUUUAGGAAUAAAUGGUACUUCCUUCUUUUGACAUUUCUUUGUAUCAUUUUAAGGGAUUUGAAAAGGAAUGUUAAAUUUGGCUAUCAAGUUUAAAGACUCAAUAACAUGAUUGAAUUCUAGAAUUGCAUGAGGUUGAUACUAGUGAUGGAUUCUUGAUUGAUGAAAUGGUAUGAUAAUUUCUAUUUACCUAGUGAAGUUUGAGCCUAUUUUAAGUGAUGCACUUGUAGCUUAUUUCACUCUAGAACUUGCUUCAAAUCUGAUUUUUACCUCUAGAGCAGUAUUAAGUCAUGUUUCAUGAAAUUUACUCCAUUAUUACAUUGCCCUCACCUAUUUUUGCUAUUCUUCUUGUCAUAAAUCAUCAUAUCUUUGAUCUUUUCUCAUGUCUUACUUCUUUGGAUGUGGAUACCUUGAAUGUUAUGUGAUGAUUUUAUUUUGGCCGGGACGGACAAAUGAGUAAGUGUGGGGGAGGUGUUUAGUUUGAAAUUGGUGUUCUUUUGUGAAAAUCUUGUAUCAGUUUGUAUCAAAUUUCAGAAUGCAAUAUCCAAAUGAGUGGAAGUUUAGUUGGAAUUUGAGAAGAUGUUGAAACAAAUGGUAUUCAAUAUUUUUAUGGCAUCUACAAACACAAGGAAUGGUGGCUUCAGAAUUUAUUCUGGACACAAAAGAAUGCCAGAACAAUUCAUCAAUGGAGCACUCUUGAAUGGACACAAAUUUGGCAGCAAGUGAACUUAAACAGUGAGGAAAAUGCCAGAAACAGAAUUCAGAAAAAAAAAAAAACAACAACAAACGUGUGCAACUCUGAAUUAUCAGACCUUGAAAACCUUAGGAACUCUUAAGAUUUCAGCAGCAAUUGUUGUUUAAAUCCUGAUAGCACUCUCAACCGGCUGGAAGAAUUCUGGUAGCAGUAACUUGCUGGAAUUUUGAAUGUUCAGUAACUUUUAAGUGAUGUUAUUGGCUGAAAUAUGAUGUAAAUCAAGCUAUGGUUUAAUUUAGUGAUUGUGAAGUUUUAUGGAGAUAAUUGUUGAAGCUUGAAUUGAGUAAGCAGUAACAUCAAUUGAAGAUGUCAAGUGUGUAAAGCUGAAAUUCAGAAUUUGAUGAGAUGCAGAAAUGACAGCUCUGAAAAGAAUUGGAAAGAUGUGCAGUUCGGAAUGAAUGUAGUAUCAAGAUUUCAGAAAUGAUAUAAGGGGAAAGUGAAGCUCAGAUGAAGUGCUGAAACACGAAGUAUCAAAUGGGACUUUAGCAUCAACAGCUUCUACAAAGAUUUAAUUCAAUCACUGGAAUUUGGAAAUGGCAAGACAUUUGAUAGUACUUGAAAGGCUGAAUUUUGGUGAAUGUGAAGAGUAAAAGAAGACAAUGUUUGCUCUCAAGUUGGGAAGUGAAACUUAAUUUAGUAUCAAGAACAAUUGAAACUCAAAAGGGAAGGGUGCUGGAAUGAUAGAAAUGCACACUGAAAAAGCAGGAAAAAUGGCAGAAUUGCAGAAGGCGCAGAAUU
Messenger RNA from Zingiber officinale, 7507 nucleotides. RefSeq lists its product as uncharacterized. Gene Ontology annotation, biological process: DNA integration. Gene Ontology annotation, molecular function: nucleic acid binding. The transcript has a single exon. Lineage: Eukaryota; Viridiplantae; Streptophyta; Magnoliopsida; Zingiberales; Zingiberaceae. Bases 30 to 5801 code for a protein of 1923 amino acids. The record is from RefSeq and is a predicted model, not a curated record.